AUGUCCUCUUUGACCACCAUGAAACUGCUAAAGACCAGAGUACAGUCCCGCCUGGCCCUCCACAAACAGUUCGCGUCCCUGGAAUACAGCAUUGUACCAGUUACUAGCGAUUGCCACUACCUCUUCCCUGCAAAGGUUGUCUCUCGCCUGGUGAAGUGGGUGACGAUUGCCCAUGUGGAUUACGUGGAGCUGCAUUUCAUCAAAGACACUGUGGAGGCAGAACUGGCUGCGCACACCAAUCUCUACUACAUGGCCCUCGUGGAAUGGGGCACAGCCAAACUCCAGGCAGCUGUGGUGCUGAACCCUGGCUACUCCUUUAUCCCACUCAUUUUCCAGCUCUGUCUGAACUGGAAAGGGGAGAAAACCAACAGCAAUGCUGACAAUAUUCGGGCCAUGGAGAGCGAGGCCAACGUGUGCUACAAGGAGCUGUGUGGGCCCCGGCCCGGCCAUCAGCUCUUGACCAACCAGCUGCAGCGCCUGUGUGUGCUACUAGACGUCUACCUGGAGACCGAGAUCCAUGAUGACAGCAUGGAGGGGCCCAAGGAGUUUCCCCAGGAGAAGACGUGUCUGCGGCUUUUCAGGGGUCCCAGCAGGAUGAAGCCAUUUAAAUAUAACCAUCCUCAAGGAUCCUUCAGCCAUCGCUGACCUGCUCGGCCUGUUGUUUCCCCUGGGCCCUCAGUGCGGUGCCUCUGCUUUCUCUUCUCUUCCAAAUGUGGCUCCUGAUAGUCUCCAAAGACAGGUUUUAUAUUUCUAGCCAAUUAAAGUGACAUCUGACCAAAAACAAACAAACAAAAA
Messenger RNA from Myotis brandtii (Brandt's bat), 795 nucleotides. Its product is annotated as THO complex subunit 5 homolog. The coding region runs from base 1 to 645 and encodes 214 amino acids. Lineage: Eukaryota; Metazoa; Chordata; Mammalia; Chiroptera; Vespertilionidae. The record is from RefSeq and is a predicted model, not a curated record. Gene Ontology annotation, molecular function: mRNA binding. Gene Ontology annotation, biological process: mRNA export from nucleus; positive regulation of DNA-templated transcription, elongation. The transcript has a single exon. Gene Ontology annotation, cellular component: THO complex part of transcription export complex.